AUGAAGUACGCUCUGAACGCGAUCGCCGUCGCGGCCCUCUCCAGCUGCGUGCUGGCGAAGGAGCUGCCUCCAGACGACGAGCGGGGGGCCGAGAUCUUCGCCAGCGGUCUCCGACACAACAGCAUCAUGGAGACUAAGGAGACCUACUGGGCCGGCCGGAGAGAGCAGGGCCUGUUCGACUCGAGUCAGUACAAGAGCAUGAACACAAGCGUCGAUGUGGUUGCCUGCGUCGACGGGGUAGCUGCGCUCGUGGUCGGUGACCCGCUCUACACCUUCAGGUGCAAGGGGCUCGACCUGUACGACUUCCAGUCCCACGCCGACCUCGGCAGCAACGGUGGCGAGGGCGCUGGUUCUUGGGGCUGGACCAGCCCUGACGGUCGCGAGUUCGUCGCCAUUGCCCAGUCUGACGGCUCUGCUUUCGCCGAGAUCACCCCCGCGGGCAAGUUGGUCUACCUCGGCCGGCUACCGCAGUACCCUGCCGCGCAGCCGUCCCUAUGGCGCGAGAUCAAGGGCUACAAGAGCUACAUCGUCAUCGGUAGCGAAGCCGUAAACCACGGCGUCCAGUUCUUCGACCUGACCAAGCUCCUCGACGUCGACCCCGCCAACCCCGUCACCUUCAACAACGAGGACGACAUCAGCCACUUCAACGGCCUGCCCAUCGGCCGUUCCCACACCGUUCAGACUAACGAGGAGGCCGGCUACGCCGUCGCCUCUGGCUCCCAGCCGCGCAGCGACAAGUGCGCCUCGGGCCUCAUCUUCAUCGACCUGUCGGACUUCUCGAACCUGACGUCGCCCGGCUGCGCAGCUGCUGACGGCUACGUGCACGACGCCCAGUGCCUGAUCUACCGGGGCCCCGACGAGAAGUAUGUCGGCGAGGACAUCUGCUACGGGUACAACGAGGACACGUUGACGAUCUAUAACGUGACGGACAAGAAGAACCCGUCCAUCAUCUCGCGGACCAGCUACGAGGGCGCCAGCUACACGCACCAGGGUUGGGUCCUCGACGAGCAGUGGCAGCAGUACCUCGUGCUCGACGACGAGUACGACGAGUACGACCGCGCCGGCCCUGGCGCCGCGGGCUACCCGAUCACGUACAUCUGGGACAUCUCGUCUCUCGAGGCCCCCAAGCAGACCGGCUACUACCAGGGUUUGCGCAAGGGUAUCGACCACAACCAGUUCGUCAACGGCGGGCUUUUGUAUCAGAGCAACUACGGCGGCGGCCUGAACGUGCUCGACGUGUCGUCGAUCCCCGAGGACCCGACGGGCGCGGGCGUCACCGAGGUAGCCUACUUCGAUAUCUACCCAGAGGACGACAACGCCGAGGGCGGUGGCCAGAUCGCGUUCCAGGGCACCUGGAGCCACUAUCCCUACUUCAAGAGCGGCUACAUCCUCAUCAACACGAUCGAGCGCGGCGCUUACGUUGUCAAGUUCUCGUCGUAG
Messenger RNA from Durotheca rogersii, 1440 nucleotides. RefSeq lists its product as uncharacterized. The transcript is spliced from 2 exons. Bases 1 to 1440 code for a protein of 479 amino acids. Gene Ontology annotation, cellular component: extracellular region. The record is from RefSeq and is a predicted model, not a curated record. NCBI's taxonomy places the organism in Eukaryota, Fungi, Ascomycota, Sordariomycetes, Xylariales, Xylariaceae.